AUGGCUUCAGAUCGGUUCUGCCUCUCGCUGCUGGGCCGGAAACUGCGCCUGAGAAUCACAGCUAUAGCCUUCUUACUAUGCUGUGCGAUUUAUUUCUACUGGAAUGUCGUGGCUCAACCGUCAACGAGUCCGAAACACCGACCGACGGCCAUCUCGAAAACCGAUCUCCAAACCUUCGCCUCCCAUGCCGUCAAUAACACCGUCGUCAUUGUCCCCGUCAACACCGGCAUGCUAUAUCUAGUCAAGAACAUGCUCUGUUCCCUUACCAAGACCUCCUUCAACACAUCAUCCAUUGUCUUCUGGGCCCUCGACAAAGGCGCGCAAACCGCACUCAGCCGCGAAGGUUUCGCCACGUAUCACGACCCGUCACUCUUCUCCGUCAGCAGCAACGAGAAUGUGCACGGCAGCACCGACAACUACUACCGCAUGAUGCGCCAGCGUCCCCAAUUCUUCAUCGACUUCCUCUCGACCGGCUACGACAUCCUCAUGCUCGACGCAGACAUUGUCUUCUGGCAGUCUCCUCUGCUGCUGGUGCCGCAAGCCGGCGUCGACAUGGCAUACAGCACCGAUGCGCGAGAAUUCUACACCACCCACAAUGCGUUCAAGGACCCGUUUCGGCGUGGCCCGCUCGUGCCACCGGUCUGCAACGGCUUGUUCUGGAUGAAGAGCAGCAAUGACACGAUUGCGCUGUGGUCGCAGAUGCUGAGUGUGUUUGAGGCCCCCUGGUGGCGCAUGGGCAUCUAUCGGGCGCGUGUCUUUCAGGACGACCAGCGUGGCAUGGACGUGUUGCUGAAUGAUGGGAGGGCAAGGGUGGUUGAACCGCUUCCCGACGGCAUCACCAGGGAUAUGAUUCCGCAGGAUCGGAAACACAAGGCCUAUUUAAAGGUGAAGUUGCUGGACCAGACGGAGGUCGUCAACGGCCAAUUGUACAUGUUUCGCCAGGACGUGUAUGAGGAAAACUUGGCCAAGAUACGGGCCUCUGGGAGGGACAGAAUAUCUGCGCAUAUGAACUGGAACCCGGAAAUUAUCACCAAGGAUGACGGAGCUAAAAAGAUGAAGAUAUUUUUUCUCGAUGACGAGGGUAAAUGCAGGAUAUAG
This is a messenger RNA of Pochonia chlamydosporia 170, 1098 nucleotides long. RefSeq names its product nucleotide-diphospho-sugar transferase domain-containing protein. Gene Ontology annotation, molecular function: glycosyltransferase activity. The record is from RefSeq and is a predicted model, not a curated record. Gene Ontology annotation, cellular component: Golgi apparatus. The transcript has a single exon. Lineage: Eukaryota; Fungi; Ascomycota; Sordariomycetes; Hypocreales; Clavicipitaceae. The coding region runs from base 1 to 1098 and encodes 365 amino acids.